CUAAUAAGUGUAUCACAACAAGAAAUUAUGAACUCUUUCAAUGCUCCGAUUUGCAUGAGUGAUAUCAGUUACACGUCAUCGAGAUAAUCCUAGCAUCGUUGGAGGAAUUCCAAGAACGCGAUAGCGGAUGGGCGUUGUCGCGUAUACUAAAUUUAACAAUAAAUAUAAACAAAUAUAACCCUUUGCAUGCAGGAUGCAACAUCCAGUUACCAAGUAAAAUUAUGAUGAAGAAAGCGGUAGUUAAUGUAAAAUCAAAUGACAAUGCAUGUUUUGCAUGGUCAGUGGUGGCCAGUCUGCAUCCUGCCGAAAGGAAUACAGAUCGAGAAUCUUCAUAUCCACAUUAUUCUACGGUAUUAAAUCUGAAAGGCAUUGAGUUUCCAAUGACACUGCCACAAAUUAAAAAGUUUGAAAUUCUCAACAAAAUCUCCAUUAAUCUAUACUGCAUCGAGGAGAAGAAAUUAUCUAUUUUUCCUAUACGACUCACCGAACGAAAAAUGGACAAACAUAUACUAUACGUGCAGGAUGACAAUGUGGGACAUUUUGCGUUGAUAAAGAAUAUGUCCCGUCUCAUGAGUUCACAACUCAGUAAGAAAAAGAAUAAGAAAUUCUUUUGUGAUCGAUGUCUACAUUAUUUUAGUUCGAACGACAAGUUGGAAAUUCACACAAUGGACUAUGGAAAGAUAAACGAUUGCGCUAUCAUAUUACCAAGCGAAGAUGACAAAUGGCUAAGCUUUAAAAAUUACUGUCGAAAGGAACGAAUGCCGUUUAUCGUAUACGCCGAUUUGGAAUGCAUCCUGAAGAAGACUGAGGAUGAGAAAAAUUACCAGCAUCUUCGAGUAUUUAGCAUAGCAUAUUAUGUACACUGUGCGUAUGACAAUUCGCUAUCAAUGUAUCGGUUUCAUCGCGAUAAGAAUUGUAUCGCGUGGUUCGUCGAGCAACUUAAAGAUUUAGCACAAAUUGUAAAUAAUAUUCUGUCGGUUAAUGUUCCCAUGGAUUUAACACAAGACGAUUGGAAAAAAUUUAACAACGCUACACACUGCCACAUUUGUGAAAAACCAUUUACGAAUGAAAUAGAACGGGUACGCGAUCAUUGUCAUUUAACCGGUCAAUUCAGAGGUGCAGCGCAUUCAAAUUGCAAUUUAAAUUACAAAGAUUCGCAUUAUAUUCCUAUAGUUUUCCAUAACUUAUCUGGCUACGACGUGCAUUUUAUCAUCAAGGAAAUAGCUACAGCAUAUGAAGGACGAAUAGAUUUACUUCCGAUAACAAAAGAAAAAUAUAUUUCGUUUACAAAAAAUGAUCAGAAAAAUUACAUAAAAUUAAGAUUUAUCGAUUCUUUCAAAUUUCUCGCAUUUAGUCUCGAUAAAUUGGCAUCUUUUCUUAGUAAAGAUAAGCUAUGCAUAAUGCAACGGGAAUAUAGUAAUUUAUCAACAGAAAAUUUCGAUCUGUUAACACGAAAAGGUGUCUUCCCAUACGAGUAUGUUGACUGUGUGGAAAAAUUGGAAGAGUCAUGUUUACCACCGCGCGAAUUAUUUUACAGUUCAUUGACGGGUGACACAGUAUCCGAGAGCGAUUACGCGCAUGCUGUCAACGUGUGGCAGCGGUUCUCCAUUCGAACGCUCGGAGAUUAUAGCGAUUUAUACUUGAAAACUGACAUACUGUUGUUGGCUGAUCUUUGAGAAUUUUCGCGAUAGUUGCAUCGCGAGUUAUGGACUCGAUCCCGCAUAUUAUUAUACUUUAUCCGGUUUUACGUGGGAUGCAAUGUUGAAAUAUAUACAUGUAAAUUUCGAACUGCUAACAGACAUUGACAUGAUCAUGUUCAUCGAACGUGGCACACGUGGUGGUCUGAGUCAAUGUUCAAACAGGUACGCACAGGCCAACAACAAGUACAUGAAGUCAUACAAUCCAUCGAAAUCAUCAUCGUACCUGAUGUACUUUGAUGUAAAUAACUUGUAUGGUUGGGCAAUGUGUCAGCCAUUACCAUACAAAGAUUUUCGAUGGGUAGAUGACGUAACAAAUUUUAAUUUUAUGGACAUCGCGCUAGAUUCUCCGACAGGUUACAUUCUUGAAAUAGACUUAGAAUAUCCACAACAUUUACAUGAUGCGCACAUUGACCUAUCGUUCUGUCCAAUGCGUGAUAAACCGCCCGGCAAGCGGCAGGACAAGCUCCUCGCGACCUUAUACGAUAAGAAACGUUACGUCAUACAUUAUCGUAACCUGCAGCAGUGUACUCGUCACGGCCUUCGAGUAACAAAAAUACAUCGCAUAUUACAGUUUGCACAAUCACCAUGGCUUCGCGAUUAUAUUCAGUUAAAUACAGAUUUCAGAACAUGCGCCAAAAACAAUUUCGAAAAAAAUUUAUACAAAUUAAUGAACAACGCGGUAUUUGGCAAAACCAUAGAGAACGACAAUCACGUCGAUGUGCGACUUGUGACAAAAUGGAAAGGCAGAUACGGCGCGGAGGCAAUGAUCGCUAUGCCAAAUUUCCACAGUCGUAGUGUCUUUUCAGAGAAUUUGGUUGCAAUCGAAAUGCGUAAGCUUGAGGUGAAAUUUGACAAACCAAUCUAUGUGGGUAUGGGCAUCCUUGAUAUAUCUAAGACAUGUUUGUAUGAAUUUCAUCAUGAAUACAUGGCGCCGAUGUUUCGCGAGAAAUGUAAAAUUAUGUAUACUGAUACGGAUAGCUUAAUAUAUAACAUUGAAUGUGAUGACGUAUACGAAAUUAUAAAGCGCGAUAUUAAUAAAUUUGACACGAGUGAUUACGCGGUUGAUAAUGCAUACGGUAUUCCGCUUGCUAAUAAAAAAGUGCCAGAUUUAAUGAAGGAUGAAAACAAUGGUGCGAUCAUCACCGAAUUCGUAGGGCUUAGAGCAAAGAUGUAUGCCUUGCGCGUUGAUGGUAAAAACAACACGAAGAAAGUCAAAGGAAUCAAGAGCAACGUUGUGGCAAAAUCGAUAACUUUCGAUGAUUACACGCGAUGUUUACAUGAUGAGAUUGAAAUGACACGACAGCAGUCAAGUAUUAGAUCGAAAUUGCAUGAGGUGUAUACUAUAUCCGAAACGAAAAUUGCUCUUAGUCCGUAUGAUGAUAAGCGAUAUAUUAUGUCAGAUUCUAUUGACACGUUACCUUGAGGACAUUAUAAAAUACCAAUGUAAAUAAAACACUUAAUUGGUAUAAUAUAUGUAUAUUUGUGUAAUUGUAAUAAAAAUUACUAAUAUCUUGUAAAUAAGUAAUACAUUUUUUUUACAAUACAUUAUCCUUGUGUAUCCACGAAUUGUGUGAAUUAUCAAAUCCCAGCCAUUUCAUAUAAACCUCAUCCCCUCUUUUGCGUAAAAUUUUUUCAACGAGAUACAAGUUAGAAUUACCGACUCGCUGAAGCUCAUAUUCGUAAAAUCCACCGCUGAUAUGUUUUCCACAGGAAUCCUUCAAUAAAUACGUCACGGGAUUAGUUCUCUGCACUUUGGCAAUUUUAAAUACGAGGUGUGUUCAAA
Molecule: messenger RNA, 3483 nt
Organism: Solenopsis invicta (red fire ant)
Lineage: Eukaryota; Metazoa; Arthropoda; Insecta; Hymenoptera; Formicidae
Exons: 2
Coding region: 1759-3123 (454 amino acids)
Biological process (GO): DNA replication
Molecular function (GO): nucleotide binding; DNA binding; DNA-directed DNA polymerase activity
Source: RefSeq, a predicted model, not a curated record